AGAGCGAGUGUAGGAGCUGUAUUCUCUUAUCAGGCGCAUCGGGAUAAGAGGAUACAAAAAGUUAUGGAGGUUAUCAGAGGUAGAUUAUUAUUUGUUUUAUAGAGAAUUUUUACUCAGUAAGGAUUAGGAUAUCGCAGCUUUGGAAUAAUCUUUGAUUUUUUUUUCCCACCUUACUUUGAAUCAUCCAUCCAACAUGCCAGGUUUUGGGGUUUGGAUUAACGCAACCUGGAUUUUACUUCUUAACGUUUUUGACGUGUGCCUUUCAAACUAUUCCGAAGACCAGUGCAGCUGGAGAGGCAGCGGUUUGUCCCAGCAGCAGGGCAGCGUGGAGCAGAUCUCCCUCCACUGCUCUGAGGGCACACUGGACUGGCUGUAUCCCAAAGGUGCCCUGCGCCUCACCCUGUCACCGCGCCUGCCCUCCAUGGUGGUGGGCCCCAGCGGCAGCAGCUCUGGCCUCAUCACAGCCUGCGUCAAGCCCUCGGAGGAGUUCCACGGAGCCCAGCUCUACUUGGAGAGAGACGGGGUCCUCGAGCUCCUGGUAGGGGACCGACUGGAAUCAUCUCCCCCACCGAGGGUCCGCUGCUUCAGCCGUCUGCCUGGGGAGAGGGUGGCCCUCUUCCUGCAGGCAACACCACAUCAGGACAUCAGCAGGAGGAUCGCCUCAUUUCGUUAUGAGCUGAGAGGGGACUGGACUGCGCGCCUGUCGCUGGAUUCUCACCCUAUUAGCAGUGAAGAUGCCUGCAGACCCUGCAACAACACUGAGCUUCUGAUGGCUGUUUGCACCAGUGACUUUGUGGUUCGAGGUAACAUCAAGUCAGUGGAGGAAGACGAGAACUUAAGAGCAGCCGUGAUCAAAGUCAGCGCCACCCGCGUGUUUCGCCAGAAGUACGCCCUGUUCACUGGUAACAGUCGCCUAAGCAGCCGGGGUGAGAUCAGGACUCUGCUUCAGUGUGGCGUCAAACCCGGACCCGGGAGCUUCCUUUUCACCGGCCGAGUCCACUUUGGCGAGGCCUGGCUGGGCUGCGCUCCACGCUACAAGGACUUCCAGAAGGCUUACACGAUAGCCAAAGCAGCCCAGCAGAUACCCUGCGAACUGCCCGUAGACUGAGACAGAAGCUUGUCUGCUACACAAAAUGGAAGCUGUGCUGAGCGCCAGGCCAAACUCAGCCCCGUUCCACGUUCCGGAAGAAGCCACUACGGGUGAAUGUCGGCUUGCGUAGCCACACGAGUGCCAGCAGAAAUCGUCUUCUCAAAGGCCCGAGGAGUGAAAUGGACUUUUCCAGACACCAUUUCAGUGCAAUAUGCAGUCACUUGUUACAAAAGACCUGGUGGUUUCGUGACACUUGGGGACAUGGCUGAAAUGAAGAUUAAGCAGUGAUAAAGAUGGUCAGAGUAAAAUGAAUGAAAAAGCUUUCCAUUAAUUCAGGCCUACUGAGAGUCAUUGCAUUGAAACUCAGGAAAAUUGAUGAAAAGUUCUACAGAAAGCUUGAGGUUAUUAGCUGAUAUCCUGUUGAGGGUACACUCCAGACAGGUGUUGCUGUGGUAUAUUCAAAAUGUAUUUUAUCAAAUAAUAAUGGGACAAUG
Messenger RNA from Archocentrus centrarchus (flier cichlid), 1584 nucleotides. Its product is annotated as meteorin-like. NCBI's taxonomy places the organism in Eukaryota, Metazoa, Chordata, Actinopteri, Cichliformes, Cichlidae. Gene Ontology annotation, molecular function: hormone activity. The record is from RefSeq and is a predicted model, not a curated record. Gene Ontology annotation, biological process: glial cell differentiation; positive regulation of axonogenesis. The coding region runs from base 194 to 1108 and encodes 304 amino acids. The transcript is spliced from 4 exons.